Messenger RNA from Perkinsus marinus ATCC 50983, 1081 nucleotides. RefSeq lists its product as hypothetical. Bases 260 to 736 code for a protein of 158 amino acids. The transcript is spliced from 2 exons. NCBI's taxonomy places the organism in Eukaryota, Perkinsozoa, Perkinsida, Perkinsidae. The record is from RefSeq and is a predicted model, not a curated record.
UGGGAGGGAUCGCCGAUACCCUUCGUUUCAUUAUGGCCACGAUAUGAUGACAAAAACGAUACGGCCGCGUUCAACACGGACGCAUUUGCCAAGCAAACCAUUCUAAACGCCUCGGCGGCUGGCGUGGAUCUCGGCAAAAUUGUUCUACAAGUGCCUCUUCUGGCUCGAGCUACCUAUGAUUCUGCCGAUGUCGGUUACUCGUCUAUGAUAUACGGAUUCCAUCAGGACCCACAGGGCAACGGCAGAUACCACAACAAGAAUGGGGACUACUUCUUCUUUUCGCAGCCACGUGCUGUCGACAAGAUCAAGGUGGCUCACGAGCAUGGGCUCCAUGGUAUUUCGUUGCAACAAUCACUACCAGACCAAGCACGGGCUGAUCUCUUUCCGUGGGAUAACAAUUCUCUUUUCCAUGCGCUUGUCGAAAACAUGUAGCCGCAUAUAUCAUUGCCUGCCCCGUAGUUGCUCCGGGGGCCCUCUCUGGAGGCUAUAUCAUUCUCUAGCAGCCUCAUCACUGAUGCUGGAAUCAGUCUAUCAUACGGAUCAUUAUGGAUGGUCUCCCCAUCCUCAAAUACCCGUAGUUAAGAUCCAGAAUCAUUGUACGGGUGUCGGCCUGACACUGUCAAUUCUGCCACGAUAUCCUCCCUCCUUUUGCUCAGUGGUCCAUGACGUUCCAUACCCGUUUCAUAGCAAUACGUGCGUAUGCGCGUGGCCUUUUGUGCGUUUCCCCAAUCCUUGAGAUAUGCGGUGCUCUGACGAUCACAUGAGGAGAGCAAUGUAGCCUCGUGAUUAAUUCCGUGGGUCUCUCUGAUUCCAUUUUUCCAAGCUGACGAUGUCAAUCUUUUCAAUCUCUAUUUUUCCGGUAUGAAUUGUGCGGUAAACAUUAGGUGAAGUUCAUGAGGUCGUUCUAUAUUAAUCUCGGUUUAACUUGAUUCGGUCAAGAUUCGUGGCUGAUGGAUACGGAUGGAUACGGAUAAGCACCUUCUCAAGCGACUGUAGCCGAAGCAUUGGAAGUCUUUGACAAAGUCGUCAGGGCCUGCUUAGCAGGGUUUAUCCAUAGAUUUUUUAAAGAUAGGUAUUUUUC